Molecule: messenger RNA, 1116 nt
Organism: Cyphellophora attinorum
Lineage: Eukaryota; Fungi; Ascomycota; Eurotiomycetes; Chaetothyriales; Cyphellophoraceae
Product: 5-exo-hydroxycamphor dehydrogenase
Exons: 1
Coding region: 1-1116 (371 amino acids)
Molecular function (GO): zinc ion binding; oxidoreductase activity
Source: RefSeq, a predicted model, not a curated record
AUGCCGACUUCAAACUCUAAGGUGGCAGUGGUCACCAAGUGCAAAGCGCCCGUCGAGAUAUGGUCACAGACGGUACCAUCACCGCCAUCGGGAUGCAUCAACAUACGGGUUGAUCGAGCAGGAGUAUGUGGUACAGAUGUACACCUCUGGCGCGGGGAUGGAGGAGACGACCUGGAACCUUUCGUGCUCGGUCACGAAGGGGUGGGAACCAUCGUCGAGCUGGGUGAAGGUGUGACCACGGACCAUGCAAGCUAUCCUGUAGCUGUCGGGGACGUGGUAUACUGGAAUCCCAUCCGGCCCUGUCAUUCGUGCUUCGAGUGUACUGUGCAGCGCGAUUUGACGGGUUGCCCCAAUGGCGAGUUCUUUUCGCCUGCGAGCUUGCCGACUACGUGGGCGAGCUACGCGCAGAUUGCUACGCUUCAGAGAGGAAACGCUUUCUACAAGGUCGACAAAUCUGUGCCGUGUGAUGCCUUCAUCGCUCUUGGCUGCGCUUUGCCGACGAUGCUCCAAGCUUUGGAACAUCUUGGACCCAUCGAGAAAGAUGAGGCUGUGCUAGUUCAGGGCUGUGGAGCGGUGGGACUGGCGUCGAUCAUGCUGGCGCGCAUGGCGGGAGCUCGGAAAAUCAUCGCAAUCGAUGGUAAUCCUCUCAGGUUGGACAUGGCUCGACGUUUUGGUGCGAAUGAAACGCUGGAUCUGCAGUCUGCGGCAUCUAAAACUCAGGAGCUCAGGGCGAAACGGGUUCAUGAGCUUACGGGGCCAAGGGGAUUAUCCUUAGCCAUCGAAUGCACUGGGCGAGCAGAAGCUAUGGAGGAAGGGCUUCCUUUGCUGGCCCGUAAUGGAAGAUACCUAUGUGUCGGCACGUGGGCUGGGAGCGGGGUUGUGGCAAUCUCGCCUUUCCAGAUCGUGCGCAAGGCACUGAAGAUCAUUGGAACAACUUAUGCGUCACCAGAGAACUACUUUCAAGCCGCGAGAUUGGUCGAACAAAAUCAUCAUAUCUUUCCCCUGGCUGAAUGUGUCACACACCGGUUCUCUCUCGAAGAUACCGAGAGGGCAUUCGAAGUGGUAGCGUCGGGCAAAGCAAUCAAGGCUGUAGUUGAGCCGCAGACGCAGGAGUGA